UUGCAGCGGCAAGUUGAUGACUUAAGGAAAAUGUUGGAAAAUACGAUGAAUAUAUUCCAAACGUAUGUAGACAUUAAUCGUCAACAAAACGCUACAUCAAACGUCCAACAUGUAGGUAAUAUGCAACGUCAACAUGUCAAUACAAUUUCUAACGAAUACCCAAACUCACGUCAAAAUGCAAAUUAUUCUGUUCGAGAAAUUGCCGAAACAAUUCCAGAAUUUGACCCAACGAACGAAUUGUCAUUAUCUGUUGAACAAUUUGUGGAACGUGUAGAUAGUGCAAUACAGGCAUAUCGAUGGGAAGAAAAGUGUUUACUUCUUGCGGUGUACAGUAAAAUGAAAGGCGCCGCACGAUUAUGGUUAGAUUCUCUUCAAGUUCUGCAUUCCAAAUGGAAUGAUUUUUCCAGAGAGUUAAUAAAAGAAUUUGCAGCGUCACAAGAUGAAGCAGAAAUUCAUUUUAAAAUGAUAAGUGCCGUUCGGAAAAGUGAUGAAAAAGUAACGGAUUAUUGUUUUAGAAUUUGCGCGCUUGGUAAACGACACAAGUUGAGUGAAAAAGCAAUCGUUAAAUAUAUUCGGGAAGGACUACAGAAUCGCGAAAUUCAAGUUGCUAUCGCUGCUCAUAAAAUCGAUUCGGUUAAACAAUUACGGGAAAUUUUAAGUGAGUACGAAAGAAAUGUGUCGGAUAAACGUAUAUUAAAAACAAAUGAUACCAAAAAUAAAAGUGCAACCGGUGCAAUACCUAAAAACAUUAAUAGUGACAAUCCGAAAAAAGAAUACACAAACAAAUCAGGAAAAGAAAUUAAGUGUUAUAACUGUAAUGAAAUAGGUCACAUUUCUACAAAUUGUCCAAAACCUCAAAAGCGUCAUCGUUGUGAAAAAUGUCAUAAAGUUCACGCGAAAAAUGAAACUGAAUGUAAGCAGAAUGUCGCAAUAAGAAAUAUGUUUUGUUAUGGCGAUGAUAUUUUCAAAAUAAAUGUGAAGAUAAAUGGUAACACAUUAAGUGCUUUCGUUGACACCGGAAGUCAGUGUAGUUUAAUAAAAAGAUCUGUUUGUGAACAAAUAAUCUCGGAACGAAUUGUGUGCAGUAUGCGAAUCUCUGGUAUCUGUGGUGGUAUUCGCGUAGCCAACGAAAAAGUUGUUCUCAAUUUGAUAAUAAAUAAUAUUGAAAUACUUGUCACCUUAUAUGUAAUCGAUGAUGAACUUUUAUUAACGGAUGUUUUGCUGGGACAAGACAUUUUCGCAAGCGGUAAUAUAACUUUGUCGGUUGUAAACGGAAAAAUGAUAAUUGAAAAUAAAUUUUAUGCACAAAUAAAAACUGUUAAUAAUAUUAAUAAAAAUGUUAAAGACGGAAAAAACGAAUUUGAAAGUUUUGAAAUUGAUAAACAGUGUAUAAAAUGUGAUUUAGAUGAUGAAGAUACAAAAGCGAAAUUAAACGAAGUAAUUAUAGAAAAUAAAAGCGUGUUUUCAAAUACAUUACAAAAUCUCGGUAAAACGGAUUUAGUUGAAAUGAAAAUAAAUUUAAUAAAUUCUAAAAUUGUGUCACAAGCUCCGUAUCGUGUUCCAGAACCAAAGAAGAGACAAUUAGAAAUAUGGUCCAAGAACUUUUAG
Messenger RNA from Lucilia cuprina (Australian sheep blowfly), 1608 nucleotides. RefSeq lists its product as uncharacterized. The record is from RefSeq and is a predicted model, not a curated record. Lineage: Eukaryota; Metazoa; Arthropoda; Insecta; Diptera; Calliphoridae. Gene Ontology annotation, molecular function: nucleic acid binding; aspartic-type endopeptidase activity; zinc ion binding. Bases 31 to 1608 code for a protein of 525 amino acids. Gene Ontology annotation, biological process: proteolysis. The transcript has a single exon.